AUGGCCAUUUACAACGCCAAAUACGAAUUCACUCUGCUCGAAAUAGGUGACACUGGAAGCAAUAGCGAUGGUGGUGUAUUUUCUUACAGCAAAAUUGGUGUAGCUGUGAAAAACAACAGUUUGAAAUUUCCAUGUGAAAAAUCAUUGCAUAACUUCCAGGAAGAAUGUCCUUAUGUUAUGGUAGCAAAUGAGGCUUUUCAACUGCAACGUCACAUACUGAUACCCUACCCAAGAGAAGUUGCAGUUGUUGCAGAAAGAAUGUUCAACUACAGGUUGUCACGAGCAAGACGGACAAUAGAAAAUGCCUUUGGGAUCCUACCUGCACGCUUCAGGAUUUUUCGACGUCCAAUACAUGCUAGAGUUGAAAUGGUUGUCAGGAUAACCCAGGCUGCAGUGGUCCUUCAUAAUUAUCUAAUGAGGGAAUGUGCAUGCUCUCAUGGAGAGAGUUAUUUUCUCAUGGAACUAAUUGACAAAAAUACAAAACAUGGCACACAACCAGUGCGGUGGAGGGAAAUAAUACAAGGCGACAAAGGCUUGCAAUCAGAUUGUAGAGAUGGAUCAAACAACUAUUCUCGUAAUGCCAAAAAGUUAGAGAAUAAGGCAUAA
Messenger RNA from Xenia sp. Carnegie-2017, 606 nucleotides. RefSeq lists its product as uncharacterized. The record is from RefSeq and is a predicted model, not a curated record. The transcript has a single exon. The coding region runs from base 1 to 606 and encodes 201 amino acids. Lineage: Eukaryota; Metazoa; Cnidaria; Anthozoa; Malacalcyonacea; Xeniidae.